Messenger RNA from Colletotrichum karsti, 1755 nucleotides. Its product is annotated as carotenoid cleavage dioxygenase 1. Gene Ontology annotation, biological process: carotene catabolic process. The record is from RefSeq and is a predicted model, not a curated record. Bases 1 to 1755 code for a protein of 584 amino acids. Gene Ontology annotation, molecular function: carotenoid dioxygenase activity. The transcript has 2 exons. NCBI's taxonomy places the organism in Eukaryota, Fungi, Ascomycota, Sordariomycetes, Glomerellales, Glomerellaceae.
AUGACCGCAGGAACCGCCAGGCUACCGGCGGUAACCGUUCUUCGCACCGCUGAAGACGAGGAAACGGACCUAGAAACCUUCCGAGAAAAUCGUCUCAAAGGUGCAUACGAUGAGUGGCCAAAUGAAGCCGGAUUUGACGGACUCACAGAAGAGCGCGGUCCCAUCGAGCUCAAAAUCCAAGGAGAGAUCCCGGCCUGGGCCGCCGGCGCAUUAUACCGAACCGGCCCGGGCUACUGCAAAGUCGAGGACACGCCGAACGGAACUUACUACAUCUCCCACUGGUUCGACGGCCUCGCACACACGCACAAGUUCGACAUCAUCCCCCCGGAGCCCGAAUCGUCCGGCAGCACCCGCGUGCUCUACUCCUCCCGGCGCCAAUGCGAUGAGCUUGUCAAAGAGAUUCAGACCUCGGGCCCCCAGGGCCGCUUCACCUUCGGCCAGCGCCGCGACCCCUGCGUCGGCCUUUUCGGCAAGGUCAUGAGCGUCUUCUCCAGGGGCACCGGCCCCAACGUCUGCGUCGCCGUCAACGCGAACGUCCCGGGCCUCACCUCCUCGGAGAAGACGGUCCAAGGCCCCGCCGCGCCGGGACACCGCAACGGCGUCCGCAGCGUCUGGCUCUCCACCGACGCGAACCCCCUCCUCGAGAUCGACCCGGACACGCUCGAGCCCGUCGGCACCGCCCGGCAGGACAAACUCCACCCGGACCUCACGGGGCCCCUGUCCUGCGCGCACGCCCAGCGCGACCCCGAGACCGGCGACAUGUUCAAUUUCAACCUCGGCUUCGGCCGCACCGCCACCUACCGCAUCUUCCGCGUCAGCGCCGCCACCGGCAAGACGGAGAUCCUGGCGUCCAUAUCCGAGUCCCAGGCCCGGCCCGCCUACAUCCACAGCUUCUUCCUGUCGAAAAGCUUCGUCGUGCUCUGCGUGCCCUCGACCCACCUCGGCCUGAACGGCCUCAAGGUCCCCUGGGAGCGGAACCUCCUCGACGCCAUCGAGCCCUUUGACGAGUCCAAGAGGUGCCGGUGGUACUUCGUGGACCGGCUGCAAGGGAAGGGCCUCGUCGCGACCUUCGAGACGCCCGCGGGCUUCUUCUUCCACUCCACCAACGCCUUCGAGGAGCCGUCCGCAGACGGCGACGGCGUCGACGUCUUCUGCGAGGCCGCGAGCUACCAGAACCUCAACAUCCUGACGAACCUCUACUACGACGUCCUCCUCAACCGGGACGACGCGGCCAACAAAUUCUGGCAGCACGGCGACCGCGUGAAGAACGGCUACGCGAGCCUCCGCCGCUACCGCUUCCGAAUCCCCAACAACGAAACCACCGAAAACGCGCCACAAGAACCAGAACUCCUCCUCUCCAUCCCGGCCCCGCACGCCGGCGAGCUCCCGACGAUCAACCCGGCCUACCUGACCCGACGCCACCGCUACGUCUACAGCCUCUCGGACCGGGGCCUCAGCACGCUGCUCGACACCAUCGUCAAGACGGACGCGGACGCGCGGGCGGCGCUGAUGUGGCAGUGCCCGCGGGCGCACACGCCGGGCGAGCCCAUCUUCGUGCCGCGGCCCGGGGCGGAGGCGGGGGCCGAGGACGACGGCGUGGUGCUCAGCGUCGUGCUGGACGGCACCGCGCAGAAGAGUUACCUGCUCUGCCUGGACGCGCGGACGAUGACGGAGUUGGGGCGCGCCGAGUGCGGGUUCGUCGUCGGGCUGGGGUUCCAUGGUAUUCACGCUCCUUCGGGGCCGGGGAUGAGUUGA